This is a messenger RNA of Drosophila mauritiana, 2570 nucleotides long. RefSeq lists its product as uncharacterized. Bases 32 to 2326 code for a protein of 764 amino acids. NCBI's taxonomy places the organism in Eukaryota, Metazoa, Arthropoda, Insecta, Diptera, Drosophilidae. The record is from RefSeq and is a predicted model, not a curated record. The transcript has 5 exons.
AUCUGGUAACACUGCCCAGGCCGCAAAUGGAAUGGAUUUUCGAGAGCUCGAUAAAUUGAACUGGCGUUUGCAUCUGAGUAACAAUAACAAUAUCGUUAAUUAUAGUGCAAACCAACACCGCGGUCCUGAUGCGGCAGAAGAGCGACGCCCGGAGCUCUUAGUCAGCCAAGUCAAUUGUGGGACCGGUGUAAAGACAAUGGGCACAAACCAAAAACGAGCAGCAACAACAUCAGCGCAGGCCGUAGCGGUGGAUGAGCAGGUCGUUGUAGCCGGGGGAAAUGGCGCGACCAAGGCAGAGGAGUGCCCUGCAGCGACCAUGGCCGCAGAGGAUGGCGAUAAGGUGGAAAGUGCUUCCUACUGCGAACUGGAUCUGGACGUGGCAAGCUACGGGCUUGCAGCAGCUGCCCUCUCAUCCUUUGAAGCCGCCGCUUGUGGCUAUAACUCUAGCCGCACUUCCAUAAACAACUCAACCGAAAACCUGAGCUAUGCCAGUGACAAUUUUUACGGCGACGAUCUAAUUUUGCUGGACGACAACGACGUGAACGCGGAGGAGAUAUCUAUCAACUACGACGACUGCGUCUACGCUUACCGUGGUGAAGGGGCUGAUUUUGACAUGAACAUGGAGAUCAUCGCCACGGGAAGGGUAGCGGGGCAACAUUUCGACCUUGGCCGAGGACCAGUGAAUACUAUGGGAGGCGAUAGCCUCAUUUGCGGCGAAGAUGAAACGGAGUUUCUUGAAAUGGACUUUGAGCCAGACCCCUCAUCAGAGUUGGAGCUUGUUGGCGGAACCCACGAUAUGACCAUCCUUCCGCACGCCAAUUUGUUGUUAAUGCAACGCGACUAUAGCCAAAUGAACAGCAUAGGCGGAACUACUUCUACGCAGGAAGGACAGCUGCACAGCUCGCCCAUAGAUGAUUUUCCGCAGGAGGACCUUAUGCAGCAGCAAAAGCUACGCCUUAGUAAGAAGUUUGCACGCAUCAGCUUGAAUCUAGAUAAAAUCAAAGACGUUGGUGCUGGUGGAAGUGGCGUGGACAUAGAUUUAAAUGAGCUAAUAAUUAUUGACUCGGAAAAGCGAGCUGAAUCCUCCGGAAGCUUUCAGGCUCAUUCCUUGCCCAACCCAUUGCACACAGGCUCAAAUUUUUCGCGCAGCACUAGUGUCACCAGCGAACACCCAGAGCCUAAGAUGACUGGUACUAAGCCAAAGCGUUUUUUGCACACCUCGUCUGUGAUGACUAAAAGCUCCUCAUACAAGUCGCGGCGCUCUCAUCCAUCAGCUAGCUUCGACGAACGUUGCUACAGCUGCACUGAUUUCCGGGCAACAACAUGCCAGCAGCAACAGUCAGGGUCGAAGUCAAAGCAAGAUCAAGUGGCUCCUAUACUGGUGACUCCUGCGACUGUUGGGACUUUGACCACGUCUUCUUCGUGCACGGCCCAAUUUGACUUGGGAAUAACCGAGGAGAACUGCUUAGACUGCCUAGAAAAGGAGUUCUUGGCCAAUACCAUAGGCAAAGUCCUAGACCCGGGGACAUGUCCUAAGUGCCGUAGAUCAGCUGGCAGUCGGGGCAGUAGUAUUUCGCUUUACUCGCGGUCAGAUCAGGUUCGCUGUCGUAGCGGAUCCCCAGUAUACUUCGAUGGAGGUCCGUUCGCCGGCUGGCACAGCUUAUCAGCAACCGGAAUUGUUUCUGGUUCCAAUUUGGGUCCACCCUGCAACCAAAGGUUUAUUUCGUGUGAUAAUAGUUUCAACGGUCUACAGCUCCUCAAUCAAGGCUAUCUGACUGAGCCACUGGUGGCAAGUCUGUCUACAGGAAAGACGUGCGACGAGGAGCACCUAGUGCAAGCGCUAGAUAAACUGCGCGUACCCUAUGACAGGGAGCUACUUCAUGGCUAUUUCAAGCAAUUGGCUAAGCGGCGACGGACGGAAAGCAGUGUCAAUCUCAAGCAGCUCUUAAUACAGGCCUCAAAGCAGCAGGGAAACCAUCGCAAGCUCAAACGGUUGAUCGAGAUGGCGACCCACCAACAGCUAAUUGUACAAUUUAAGAGGAAAGCUGGAGGAAAAACUGAAUUGGUGCCUAUAAAUGUGAGGGACAUACUUAAUGCCUGGGCACGUUGUCGAGAUCUUUCCCUGCUUCAGCAACUAGAUGACCGCUUUCAUUGCGCAAACGUGAUGGGAAGGGUUGGUCACAUCGUGCGUCAGGCAACAGUAGCAGCAUCCACGCAAGCACAGGCCUCGUCGUCAACCUCCUUUUGUAAACGCACUCUGCCUGAAUAUUUAAUGAUCCCGCAGUAUUAUAUGAGUGGGGUGCUGACUCUAACCCGCAAAUGUUAGGACGUAUUUGCACAACCAUUUAAUUAUUUUCACACUAAGCCCCGGAACACAUCAUCUCUCUAGAGAUUAGCCCAGUUAUAUUGUGUAAUGCUUAGUCCAGUUUUAUUGUUUAAUUCUUUUUAAAUAAGUCAUCUUCCAUAUUAUUAUAUUAAAUCAGGUGAUCGCAUGGCCGUGACCCACCGUUUAAGUCGAGUUCACGAGUCUCUCCGCUCUAUAAAACGAAAAUAAAGAAACUCAAAGUUUA